Fusarium poae is the source of this 1026-nucleotide messenger RNA. RefSeq lists its product as uncharacterized. NCBI's taxonomy places the organism in Eukaryota, Fungi, Ascomycota, Sordariomycetes, Hypocreales, Nectriaceae. The transcript has 3 exons. Bases 1 to 1026 code for a protein of 341 amino acids. The record is from RefSeq and is a predicted model, not a curated record.
AUGGAGGGGCUAAACGAAAUCCCCAAGCCUACCCAUCGGCAGGCUGGUCUGCUAGUUGUGGUAGAUGAUGCUGUUGCGGAACACUUUCCCACUGGAUCAACUGUCAAAGAUGCUCGCUCCCAUGGCGCUAGCUUUUGGACGCGCACUGCCCGAAUUGAUGUUGAGGUAGCCGACAAAUCAGUCCAGCGAUACUUCCUCAAAGAGUCAAAUGGCGAACUUGGGAUGAGUAUGAUGCGGGGAGAAUGCGAAGGAGCAAAGAUCAUCUACAAAUACACGCCUGAGGGCAUUCCUCGUCCCAUUGCAUUUGGUACCUACAAGUCUGAUCCCAACACACACUUUUACCUGUGCAAGUUUAUGGACAUGAUCGAAGAGCUUCCAGACAUCCGCAAGUUCUCAGCCAUGCUUGCAAAGCUCCAUCACGAUAGCAUGGUUGACGAGGAGGCCCCAAAGGAGUUUGGGUUUCAUGUCAUGACACACGAAGGUAGCAUGUACCAGGAUAUUUCCUGGGCGCCGACCUGGGAAGAGAUGUAUACCCGCCGGUUCAAGUCUUUUGCAGAUCAGGAGCUGGCAUCCCAGGGCCCAAGUGAGGAGCUUGAUAAAAUUGUUCAAGAGUUCAUGGACAAGGUUAUCCCUCGCCUCUUGCGUCCGCUCACGACAAAGGGUCGCUCCAUCAAACCGGUGGCUCUUCACGCUGACAUCUGGUACGGUAACAUAGCUACUAAUGCUGAUACUGGUGGACCUGUCUAUUUCGAUCCUUCUGUAUUCUGGGGCCACAACGAAUUUGACGUCGGUAACAUGGCCACGCCGCGCUACCGACUUGGUCGACACUGGAUGAGAGAGUAUCACAAAUUCUUUCCCAUCUCUGCCCCAGAGAAAGACUACGAAGAUCGUAAUCUCCUCUAUCGUAUCAGCGGACAUUUCUGCGCUUCGACUCUGUAUCCAGACAACAACAGCUUCCGGAAGAUGGCAAUUGAGGAUAUGAAGAUUCUUCUUGCCAAGUAUCCAAACGGCUACCAGGGUGAAUAA